AUGAGCCGAGCGGAGCAGGUGGGCGACCGCCUCUCAGGCCCUCGCCCACAGCCCCAGCCUCAGCCUGGGCGGUCGAUGGGCCCCCGCACCUUCACUAUCGACAGCAUCCUUCGCCCGGAUCUGCGGGGGACGCCGCGGCCUGGAUACUGCGGGGGGCCGCGGGGACCUAGCCCAGCCCUCGAGCCUCAGCAGUACGAGGACCCAGAGGAGGAGGAGGAAGAGGUGGCCGUGGAGGUCGGGAGGCGCGAUCUUGGCUCGGGAAAGGCAGAGAGCAGAAGCCCGAGCCGGAGCCGGAGCCGGAGCCGCAGUGGGAACCCAACCAGAAACAGGAGCACGAGCCGGACUCGCGGCUGGGACCCCGGCCAGUGUAGAGAGGCAGGUGGAGGCCUCCAGGGGGCCUCGGGGCCUAGGGAGCUGCCCUGCCCUAGAGGCAGCAGCCCGGACACCACAGAUCGCAGCGAGUGCCGAGCUGGACCAUCUUCUGGGCCGCAGUCCAACAAAAAGAAGACUAGGACCAUCUUCUCCAAGAGCCAAGUGUUCCAGCUGGAGGCCACAUUCGACGUGAAGCGCUACCUGAGCAGCGCCGAGCGGGCGGGCCUGGCCGCCUCCCUGCAACUUACCGAGACGCAGGUGAAGAUCUGGUUUCAAAACCGCAGGAACAAACUCAAGAGACAGUUGGCUGCCGAGCCCGAUGGGCCAGUGGGGACCCAGGCGUCCGAGCAGGCCUCGGAGCUGCCGGCCCUUUAUAAGGACUCGGCCUUCCUCAGUCGCUGCUUGCUGCCGCUGUCGCUUCCCCUCCUGUGCCCCGGGCACAGCUUCCCCUACCUCUGCCUCCCCCGGCCAGGCAAAUACUUCAGUCUGCUUGACGGAGACGUAUAA
Messenger RNA from Vombatus ursinus (common wombat), 879 nucleotides. Its product is annotated as homeobox protein HMX1-like. The transcript has 2 exons. The record is from RefSeq and is a predicted model, not a curated record. Gene Ontology annotation, cellular component: nucleus. Gene Ontology annotation, biological process: regulation of transcription by RNA polymerase II. The coding region runs from base 1 to 879 and encodes 292 amino acids. Gene Ontology annotation, molecular function: DNA-binding transcription factor activity, RNA polymerase II-specific; RNA polymerase II transcription regulatory region sequence-specific DNA binding. Lineage: Eukaryota; Metazoa; Chordata; Mammalia; Diprotodontia; Vombatidae.